Molecule: messenger RNA, 378 nt
Organism: Hyphopichia burtonii NRRL Y-1933
Lineage: Eukaryota; Fungi; Ascomycota; Pichiomycetes; Serinales; Debaryomycetaceae
Gene: VMA7
Product: H(+)-transporting V1 sector ATPase subunit F
Exons: 1
Coding region: 16-372 (118 amino acids)
Biological process (GO): proton transmembrane transport
Cellular component (GO): fungal-type vacuole membrane; proton-transporting V-type ATPase, V1 domain
Molecular function (GO): proton-transporting ATPase activity, rotational mechanism
Source: RefSeq, a predicted model, not a curated record
AAGAUGAGUGAAGCAAUGUCCAAGCGCUCUUUGUUGGCGGUCAUUGCCGAUGAAGAUUCUGUUACUGGUUUAUUAUUGGCCGGUGUUGGACAAGUCUCGACUGAAAGUGGUAAAGAAACCAAUUUUUUAACUGUUGUUCCAGGUAAAACUUCUGUUGAAGAAAUAGAACAAGCUUUUGAUAAAUUCACUAGUGAAAGAGAUGAUAUUGCCAUCUUACUCAUCAACCAACAUUUAGCUGAUUUGAUAAGAUAUAGAGUUGAUAAUUACACUAAUGCAUUUCCUGCUAUUUUAGAAAUUCCUUCUAAAGAUCAUCCUUACGAUCCUUCAAAAGAUUCUAUUUUAAAGAAGGUAAGAAGAUUAUUUGGGGAAUAAUCGUUG